Molecule: messenger RNA, 701 nt
Organism: Anneissia japonica
Lineage: Eukaryota; Metazoa; Echinodermata; Crinoidea; Comatulida; Comatulidae
Product: thioredoxin domain-containing protein 17-like
Exons: 4
Coding region: 133-510 (125 amino acids)
Cellular component (GO): cytosol
Molecular function (GO): protein-disulfide reductase [NAD(P)H] activity
Source: RefSeq, a predicted model, not a curated record
GCUUUGGGACUUUCCCUUUCCCGUUUUUAGAGCUAGGCCUAAAUGAAAUUAGUAUAGUACAGAGGCCUAGAGUUUUAUAAAAGUAAGACCAAGGUAAUCCAUAGAUACAAGUAAAAAAGUGGUUUAUUAACCAUGGCUACAAGGAAGUCUGUUGAAGGUAUUGAUAGCCUGUUGGCGAUGAUAGAUGAGUGCAAGUUAUCUCAGGACGUGUAUGUGUUAUUUUGCGGAGGAGUAGACGCCGCCACUGGCCACAGUUGGUGUCCAGAUUGUGUGAAAGCGGAGCCAGUAAUUGAGGAGGGAUUGAAAAAAACACCAGAAAAUAGUAUAUUCAUUUUUUGCUCUGUUGGUGGUCGAGAUUACUGGAAAGAUCUCAAUAAUGAUUUCCGUAAGAAUCCACAAUUUAAACUUACAGCUGUCCCUACACUGCUUAAACUGGGAACGUCAAAGCGUUUAGUGGAAGAGGAAUGCGCCAGUGAAGAACUUGUUAAUAUGCUUUUUGAGGACGAUUAGGAAUGUCGGCCAUGAAUUGCAGUAGGUCCAGCCACCGCCAGCCAAUCUUGUAUGCCAGUAUAUAUAUGAGAUGGUCUCUGAUUUUUACUAUUGACCAAUAAAUCAAGAAUAUGUUAAUUAUUAAGUAUGUGAUUUAAAUCUGAAUGUAUUUAAAAGAACACAUGCAACAAUAAAUGAUAUAGGAAAGAUUA